GCAGAGCAAGCAAAUACACUGCUUUUGCUGUGUUUGUCAGGCUGCUGGAAAACUGCAGAGCUUUAGAUUUACUGAUUUCUACAUAUGCAGGAGAAAAUGAUCAGGCUGCAACUGGUUGCCUUUCUUCUCCUGAUUCCUUUAAUCAAUGCAAACCACAACUGCAGCCCUCCACCAUGCCAGUGCUUUUCUGAGACCACCAUGAUCUGCUCAGAUGAUCACAUGAAGGCCUUACCUGAGCACAUCCCUUCACAGAUCAAAACCCUGAUUGUCGUCGCCUCUGGGAUUAGCAAAUUAGUCUCCAGAUUAAAUUCCACCCUGACCAAGCUUGUGCUUCUCAAUAACCAAGUACACACCAUUUCCCCAAGUACGUUUGAGGGAAUGGUCGGUCUGGAGGAGCUGGAGAUUAGUGGGAGCCCUUUGAUGAGCUUGGAGACUGGAACCUUCGACAAGCAAGAGAACCUCACCAAGCUUUUCCUCAACAACAACAAACUUAGGACUUUGUUUCCAGGCAUUUUUGACUCUUUAGAGAAGCUGGAGGUGCUCCAGCUGAAAGGGAACGUACUUAGUUCCAUAAAUGGUCCACUGUUCAGCAAGCUCUACAACCUUCAACAGCUUGACCUGUCCUUCAACUACCUUUCUUCAAUAGAUGCAGAACAAUUGAGUGGGUUGAACAGGUUGAAGGUGUUGCAUUUGGACUUGAACCAGAUUUCUUCAUUGCCUGCUGAUUCCUUCAACGCUAACCCCCAGUUGAAGACUCUUUCGCUGCGAGGCAACAAAAUCAUCUGGCUCCCUCGAGGAAUUUUUGCACAGCUAAACAACUUGGAGGAACUGAAUCUUCGAGACAACAAGAUCGAAGAGCUGACUACGGGACUGUUUCCUACCUGUCUCAAGAGGCUCAAUCUGAAAGAAAACGCCUUGGAUCGACUAAACUCAACCACGUUUGACGGCCUGCAGUGUCUCACCCAUCUGGACUUGUCUCAGAACAAGAUAUCCCAACUUUCUUCAGACCUCUUCCAGAACCUCACCUCCUUACAGCACCUCGACAUGUCCGAGAACCAUCUGGUAGAGAUCCCUAGCACUUUCUUUAAAAGCCUUUCCCUGAUAAAAGUCAUUCAUUUACAGAAGAACAAGCUUCGCUCCAUAGAGGACGACCUCUUCUCAGAGCAGGAAAUGAUGUCGCAGCUUUAUCUAUCAGAGAACAGUCUGCAGAGUGUGCCGUACGGCUUUUUUGACCCCUUGGACUACCAAGGAUUGGUGCAGCUCCAAGGAAACCCCUGGCACUGCGACUGUACCCUUCAGUACCUCUACGAGUGGUUGAAUUACAGCGGCAACUCCUUGGAAAACUUGAGCCAAAUUUCUUGCGCAAGUCCCGAACCUCUCAAAGGAAGGAGUUUGAUCUCCUUGGAUAAGGAACAGCUUGUUUGUGGGAACAAUAGAUCCAGCUCAACCACCUCCACCAUAUCACUGGAGACCAUAGAAAUGACCUCCAACACCACGACCACCACCAGAAAAGAGUGCACGCUUCAAGAAGCCAAUGGCGCCAUUUCCAUUCAAUGCAAGCUCACCACGUGCCCUCACAUGAAACUCGAGGUACAUUUUCACAGUCCGGAUGGAAGGAAUGUUAGUUCCUCCAUGGAGAAAUGGUGGCCACAGAAUUAUCAGUGCUUUAAUACGACAGUAACGCUCACUCUUUAGUAGCAUCUUACUUUUUAGGAGCAUUUAAGAGUAGCACAUCAUUUUUAGAUUUCAGGAAUGUUUUUUUAAUCCUCUUUACACCUGGUCACUUCAAGUGAUUUAGUAUCUGAAUUAUAUCCUUAUUUUAAUUAUUUUAAUUAUAUCCUUAUGUUAUUUUAAGUUACCACCUUCUAUUCGAAUGCAUCUCUAGUUAAUCAGACUGAAGUGUUCAGAUUUGUGUUUUAUGUGUGUCUCAGAUAAUCUUCCAAAUUGGUUUGAGUGAUCAGAUUUGUAUCUGUUUUAUGUGUAACUCAAAACAAUUCACAAGGUGGUCUGAGAAGCACAUAUAACACCAAUACAAAUCCCAUCAAUCAGAUAAAUUCAGAAGAUGGUCUGAGAUACACAUACAACAGAUAAAAAUCCUAUUACUCCUUUACGUGCGUUUCAGAACACCUUCUGAAUUGAUUUGAGUGAUCAGAUUUGUAUUUGUUUUAUGUGUGUCUCAGAUAAUCUCCCAAUUUGGUUUGAGUAAUCAGAUUUGUAUGUAUUAAUGCGUCUCAGACCACCUCUUGAAUUAAAUUCAUUGACAGGAUUUGUACUUGUUUUAUGUGCAUCUCAGACCACUUUGUGAAUUGUUUUGAAGGAUAGAGUUUGUAUCUGUUUUACAUCUGUCUUAGACCACCUCCUGAAGUGAUUUGUUUUACUAGAUUUGUAUGUCUUUUAUGUGCACCUAAGACCACCUUGUGAAGUGUUUUAACCCUUGUGUGGUGUUCGGGUCUGUGGGACCCGUUUUCAUUUUUCAUCAAAUGAUACUAAAAAAAUAUUUUUUCUAACUCAAACUCAUUGGCAUUGGCUCAUUUUUUGUGAAAAAACAUAUAUCAAAACACAUUUUCGAUAAACACACACUGUACACCCCCCCCCCCCC
Astyanax mexicanus (Mexican tetra) is the source of this 2599-nucleotide messenger RNA. RefSeq names its product LRR and PCC domain-containing protein. Lineage: Eukaryota; Metazoa; Chordata; Actinopteri; Characiformes; Acestrorhamphidae. Gene Ontology annotation, molecular function: protein binding. The record is from RefSeq and is a predicted model, not a curated record. The transcript has 2 exons. The coding region runs from base 85 to 1695 and encodes 536 amino acids.